Molecule: messenger RNA, 909 nt
Organism: Olea europaea var. sylvestris
Lineage: Eukaryota; Viridiplantae; Streptophyta; Magnoliopsida; Lamiales; Oleaceae
Exons: 1
Coding region: 213-689 (158 amino acids)
Source: RefSeq, a predicted model, not a curated record
CGUUCUCUUACUCUCUCAAUCUUUGGUCGAGAAAAUAAGACAAUUAGAGUUCACACAAGUCAAAGCAAUCCACAAACCUAGAUUAAUUUGUGAAAAACAAGUCCAUGAACCUUCUCUUUCCAAUGAAAGCCACUGUCCACGUGAUCUUGCUUGGAGAUUUGUUUAUCAUCUAGUUUAACCUCCUUCUUCUGUCCCUCCCUCCCUUUCUUUCCAUGAUGAACACCAUUAGAUGCUGUAUAUCUUGCAUUCUACCCUGUGGUGUCCUUGACGUGAUUCGAAUAGUCCAUGCUAAUGGUCAGGUUGAAGAGAUAAGUGGCAGCAAUAUUAAAGCAGAAGAGAUCAUGAAAUUACAUCCAAAUCAUGUACUAACGAAAACUUCAUCGCCCACCGGUGAAGGGAUUUGCCCAAAGAUUGUUGCAGUUCCUCCUGAUGCAGAACUUCAACGAGGGAAGAUUUACUUCCUGAUGCCAGUGCCAGAAAAAACUCGAUUGAGAUCAUCAACAAAGAGGAAAAAGAAAGAGUCCCAGGUUACUAUUGAGAAGAACAACAACGUUAUCGUCAUGUCUGAUAAAUACUUGAGUGAUAUUCUUAAAGAGAAGGUAUCGACACAAAGGGAUCGAAGAAGAGGGCGUGUUGGCAUAUGGAGACCUCACUUAGAGAGCAUUUCUGAGACACCAACGGAAGCUUAAAUGGUGAGUAAGUUAUAUUUUCAAUAUAGAUCAUCAAAAAUUGGGCUUUAAAACUGAAAAUAAUUAUCUUUUCUCAGCUUUACUUUUUAUACUUAUAAUCACAGGAAAAAUAAUUAUUCCUAAGUUUGUAAUAUUGUUAAAGUUAUGUUCGUUAUUAGCUGCAACAUUUGUAGAAGAAACUGAUUUUGGAGUGUUUCUUUAACUGCUUUUCUGGAGACUA